Molecule: messenger RNA, 711 nt
Organism: Candida tropicalis MYA-3404
Lineage: Eukaryota; Fungi; Ascomycota; Pichiomycetes; Serinales; Debaryomycetaceae
Exons: 1
Coding region: 1-711 (236 amino acids)
Source: RefSeq, a predicted model, not a curated record
AUGACAGCAACAAUUAAAACAAAACCCAAUAGUACAAUUGCGAAUGUUCGACGUGUGAUUAUAUUAGUUACAACGUUAAUAAUUCUUCCAUUUGCUGCAUUUUACUAUUUGACAUAUGAGCAAACCCCAAUAACUACACAAUUCAGUGAAGAGCCAACUGAUCAACAAGUACAUAUAUCAAUUGUUUCUGAUAGUUCAAAAAAGAUCCAGUUUGAUAUUGAAGGAGCAUUUAACGAUUUUGUUCCUAGGAAAUAUAGAAAUCAAUAUGGAAUUACUACUAGUAUCAAGAAUAAUGUUGAAUUGUUAAAACUGAACCAUAGUUUAAUCCAAUCAUCAGAAAUCCCAUAUUUAAUCAAUUUGGAUGAGAUUUAUAGUACAAAUGAUUUGAAUUAUAUUGUAUUCUUACCAGAACAUGGUAUUUCCAUAGAAAACUCAACAACUAAUACAUUUACAAUAGAUGGGUUUGGUACCAUUGGGAUCUUGAACAAGAUGGAUUUUGAAGAAAAAGAUUUGGUUCCAUUUAUAAAUAUAUUCAAAGCUAAUUUACUUAAAGCAUUAGAGGACCCUCAACGAGGUAUCAAGAAAGUUAGAGAGAUACCUAGUGAAAUUACUGCAUUUACACCAAUGGAUCACAAAUUAGCGAUAUUCUUGCCAAUUCUAGGACCAGUGACAAUUACCAUAUUAAGUAGCAUAUUGAAUUUCCACAAGUAA